Molecule: messenger RNA, 1107 nt
Organism: Marchantia polymorpha subsp. ruderalis
Lineage: Eukaryota; Viridiplantae; Streptophyta; Marchantiopsida; Marchantiales; Marchantiaceae
Source: the annotation of a GenBank genome assembly
AUGUCACCAGUUCUAAAAAUGAGUCCGCAGAACCUGGGAGAUGACGAAGCUGGGAGGCUGAAAGCUUUGCAGAUAGCUAUGAUGCUUGCCCUCCCAUUCAGUUUGAAAGCUGCUGUGAACUUAGGUGUACCCAAAAUUUUGGUGGACGCAGGUUCUGGAGCUGAGCUUACAGCUGAAGACAUUGCGACGUCCAUUACCAAGCUCUCGGACCGCUGUGCAGAUGCUACAAAUUUGGAGCGCAUCUUGAGAGUGUUGGCAUCGCACAACGUCGUGACAGAGAUUGUAUCGAAGAAUGGCAAUGACUCCGACUGUUCUCAUAGGAGUUAUGGACCCACUUCAACUCUCAAGUACUUCACUGAUAACGAAGAUGGAGUUUCGCUAGCUCCAUUUCUUCUUAUGGCCACUGAUCCUGUUACCCUACCAGCCUUUCAAUACCUUCACUUGCCAGUUCUGGAUGUGAAUGUGGAGCCUCACGUUCUUGUUCAUGGGAUGAAACUCUUCGAGUACGCUGCAACCGAUGCUAGAUUUAGCAAGCUGUUCAAUAAAGCCAUGCAUGAUCACACACACAUAGAAAUGUCAGCAUUACUGAAGAAGUACAGAGGCUUUGAGACCUUGACCUCAUUAGUCGAUGUCGGCGGUGGGCUGGGUGCUACAUUGGCCAUGAUUCUGCCCAAGUACCCGAAAAUACGCGGAAUCAAUUUCGACCAACCACAUGUUGUAGCUGAUGGGCUGCAAGUGCCAAAUUUGGAACACGUUGGUGGAGACUUCUUUGCCAGUGUGCCUGAAGCCGAUGCUGUAUUUAUGAAGUGGAUUCUGCAUGAUUGGGAUGACGAACGAUGUGGUAAGAUACUGAAGAACGUCUGGAGAGCUUUACCUCCUCAUGGCAAGCUCAUCAACCUCGACUACGUGUUGUCAGACACCUCAGAUCCAUCCCCUGCAACCAAGAUCUCCUUAUGCACAGAUAUUUCAAUGAUGGCAGUCAACUCCAAUGGGAGGGAACGUACACUGGCCCAGUUCAAGACGCUUGCAGCUGAUGCGGGAUUCAAAAGAGUUGAAUGUGUUGCACAAACAGACAAUCUGUCACUUCUGGAGUUUUACAAGAAUUGA